AUGGUUAUCAUUGACCCAAGCAGCCGCCGAUUGCGUCAACAGAGUGAUCCGUCCCGGGCUUCUGCACCCGCUCCGACUCAAAGAGCCGACGCCUCGAGAAAUCCGCUACGACGUCGCGAUCCGACGCUUGUGGCCGCCCAUCGCGUGUACGAUCCAGUAUCUGGUCUCGUGUGUGCAUUGGUGGAAGACUGUGUGGCCUGUUCCGAGACGGAAAAGGAGGAACAUUAUUGUCGCGAAACUGGAUACCGCCAGGAGCUCAAGUGUCCUCGCCCUUGGAAUGCCACGUCCCCGUCGCUCUAUAAAAGCCUCGAAGAUGAAGGGCAGACGCGAUUCCAGCCGUGUCGACUCACUGAAAUACAAGUUCAUGGCAUGGAAGUGCUUCAAUUUGAGGCCGUGAUGAUUGCACUACUUGUUGUGUCGGUACUGUUGCUGCGGCGGGAGCGCAGAAACCACUUGACCUCAUCUAAUACGGUGUAG
Peronospora matthiolae is the source of this 477-nucleotide messenger RNA. Lineage: Eukaryota; Oomycota; Peronosporomycetes; Peronosporales; Peronosporaceae. The record is from the annotation of a GenBank genome assembly.